Messenger RNA from Coregonus clupeaformis (lake whitefish), 668 nucleotides. RefSeq lists its product as uncharacterized. NCBI's taxonomy places the organism in Eukaryota, Metazoa, Chordata, Actinopteri, Salmoniformes, Salmonidae. The transcript is spliced from 4 exons. The record is from RefSeq and is a predicted model, not a curated record. The coding region runs from base 33 to 341 and encodes 102 amino acids.
ACCCUGCUGUGAUUGGAGCAGCCAUUGGAGGGAUGCUCAUCGCUGCCAUAGCAACCGUUCUGCUGUUCAUGUACAUCAUCCGCAACCGCAACAACAACCCCCGACUCCAUGACAUGCUGUUUGGAAUGCAGCACAGCCGGUCCAGGGAGAACAUCAACUUCCCUGAUGAUGAGGUGAUGGGAGGAGUUGAGGGAGAGGGAGGAGCCACAGAACAUUUCCCCUCCCCUAGCCCAGGUCCGUCCAUGUCCUCUCCUAGGGCUGCCUCCCCUGUCUCCCCUCCUCUCCCCACUGAGGACAACGAACCUGUCAACGUCACCAUCACCGUCAUGGCAACAGGAUGAAGAACACACCCAUCCAUACAUACUGGAUAAUGCUGCAUUCAUAACCCUAACUCUGAAAAUACAAUUUGUAUUAAAAGUACAGCUAUCAUGCUCAAAAACAAAUUAUAGCGUUCAAAUACUAUACCAAUAGAUCGUUUUUCAUAAAUAAUGUUUUACUGUUGCAUUUAACUUCAGAAAAUGCUGUUAUCAAGGUAAUUUCCUUAGUAUGUGAUGUCAGUUCAGCAUGUGGGAGAAGUCGAAGCUCAGAGAUGACAGACAAGUUUCCCACUAGUAAUUACCAGUUGAGACGAGUUUCCCACUAGUAAUUACCAGUUGAGACGAGUUUCC